This is a messenger RNA of Capsella rubella, 1327 nucleotides long. RefSeq names its product thermospermine synthase ACAULIS5. The transcript is spliced from 9 exons. Gene Ontology annotation, biological process: polyamine biosynthetic process. Gene Ontology annotation, molecular function: thermospermine synthase activity. The record is from RefSeq and is a predicted model, not a curated record. Bases 116 to 1084 code for a protein of 322 amino acids. Lineage: Eukaryota; Viridiplantae; Streptophyta; Magnoliopsida; Brassicales; Brassicaceae.
UUAGCUAGUUACCAAAAAGAGCUUGAGUUUUCAAAGUUUAUAAAAGGUGAAGAAGCAUUAGAACUAUCACCAAACUAUAUACAUCUUCUUUGUGUUCUACUUGUUAACUUAGAAUAUGGGAGAAGCUGUAGAGGUCAUGUUACCAAAUCAAACCUAUCAGUGCCAGUGGUAUGAAGAGAUCAUUGAUGAAGAUCUUAAGUGGUCUUUUGCCCUCAACAGUGUUCUCCAUCAAGGAACUAGUGAGUAUCAAGAUAUUGCUUUGUUAGACACCAAACGAUUUGGAAAGGUACUUGUGAUUGAUGGGAAAAUGCAAAGUGCAGAGAGAGAUGAGUUUAUCUACCAUGAAUGCUUGAUUCACCCGGCUCUCAUUUUCCACCCCAACCCCAAGACUGUGUUUAUAAUGGGAGGAGGUGAAGGCUCUGCUGCAAGAGAAAUACUAAAACAUAACACCAUCAAGAAAGUGGUCAUGUGUGAUAUUGAUCAGGAAGUUGUUGAUUUUUGCAAGAGAUUUCUAACUAUUAACACCAAAGCUUUUUGUGACAAGAAGCUUGAACUUGUGAUCAACGAUGCUAAGGUUGAAUUGGAGGAACGAAAAGAGAAGUUUGAUAUAAUAGUUGGAGAUUUAGCUGACCCUGUAGAAGGUGGACCAUGUUAUCAGCUCUAUACCAAAUCAUUCUAUGAGAACAUCCUCAAACCCAAGCUUAGCCUCAAUGGCAUUUUUGUGACUCAGGCUGGACCAGCUGGAAUAUUCACUCAUAAAGAGGUCUUUACAUCAAUCUACAACACCUUGAAACAAGUGUUCAAGUACGUGAAGGCUUACACAGCACAUGUACCAUCAUUUGCGGAUACAUGGGGAUGGGUGAUGGCAUCAGACCAAGAGCUUACGUUCGAAGUAACGGAAAUGGAUCGAAAAAUCGAAGAGAGAGUGAUAGGAGAGUUGUUGUAUUUAGAUGCUUCGACUUUUCUCUCUGCUUCUACACUCAACAAGACCAUCUCCAUCGCGCUUGAGAAGGAGACAGAAAUUUAUAGUGAAGAAAAUGCGAAAUUCAUUCCUGGUCAUGGUGUGGCAUACAAGUCUACUUGAAGAAGACUUGGCAUACUUGAGUAAGACUUGGAUGCAUUCUAUGUUUGCCUUCAGUUUGUUUGAUUGUUCGGUUUCAGAUUGAUAGUCACAAAAACGAUUUCUUUCUAGUUUUAUUUUCUCCUCAGCACUAUACCGUGGAUCGUCUUGAUUACUUUGGUUGGGCUUUUGUUUCCUCUUCCUUUGUAGUUGUUCCAUUUUGCUUUACUAUACUAAGAACCAUAAACAUCAAUAUAUUGAGUAAUA